This is a messenger RNA of Annulohypoxylon maeteangense, 567 nucleotides long. RefSeq lists its product as uncharacterized. The transcript has a single exon. The record is from RefSeq and is a predicted model, not a curated record. The coding region runs from base 95 to 565 and encodes 156 amino acids. NCBI's taxonomy places the organism in Eukaryota, Fungi, Ascomycota, Sordariomycetes, Xylariales, Hypoxylaceae.
GAUGUUUAUGGCAAGCCUUCACGCAUCAUACUAGGCAUGAUAGGUAGCAAGUCCUAUCUCAACCAGUCCGCUCUUCGAACCCCGAGCUCUCAAGAUGAAUAAACCAACUCCCUCUACGUCCGACGCGCCCUGGUCCUUAACCGGUAAAUCUGCUAUCGUCGCCGGGGCCUCACGUGGAAUCGGCCAAGUCAUUGCUACUUACCUAGCAUGCAAAAGUCUCUCUAAGCUAGCCAUCACAUAUGUUACUAACCUCAAAGCAGCUCAGACAACUGUAGAGGACUGUCAGCGUCUGGGAGUCAAGGACGCCCUUGGCCCUGCUUUUGGCCUGAAGAUCAUCUAUGCUACUCUCGAAGGCCUCCAUGUAACAGUUAUUGAUAUCCUCGUCAACAAUGCUGUCUUAACAAAGCCUAGGAAAGUGCAGCCGGUCAAGGAGACAGCCUUGAACGUCUUCACGGAAGUGAUGCAAGCAAAUGUUUACGCGCCACUUACGCUUAUUAUGGCCUUUUUGUCACAUCUUCCAGCUUAUGGAGGUCAUGUGGUCAACAUCUCGAGCAUCCUUUCUUAGGG